This is a messenger RNA of Naegleria lovaniensis, 4110 nucleotides long. RefSeq lists its product as uncharacterized. The record is from RefSeq and is a predicted model, not a curated record. The transcript has a single exon. Lineage: Eukaryota; Heterolobosea; Eutetramitea; Acrasida; Naegleriidae. Gene Ontology annotation, molecular function: lipid carrier activity. Gene Ontology annotation, biological process: lipid transport. Bases 1 to 4110 code for a protein of 1369 amino acids.
AUGUCUUUAGACCUACUACUCAAGCGUAGCAUGGCAAUGAUGCUACUGACUUGGUUUUUGGUUGUUUGUUGUGUGUCAAGUCAGCAACAACAAUACCAGCACGCUGUCAUGGACGACAUGCUGAAUCGACAUGCAUCUCUUUCUCGUGAUCAAGCACCACGUAGUGUCAUUGUGGAUUGUCCAAAAGGCAAGAGCUUGAUCUAUCGUUUCAAAUCAACCACUUUGAUCGGCUCCAAAUUGUCAUCCUUACAUGGACGAAGAGUUGGAGGUCAAGAAAAUCAACUCGUUGGUUUAGUCAUGCUCACAUGUGGAAGCGAACAUGUGCAUGAGCGUGAUCUGAAUGUAGUAAUGGUUUCAUUCCCAAAAGUUUACUUUUCUCAAUUCCAAAAUGUGGGCAAUGAGACCAUAUUUUCAAGAAGAAAAUACAGAAGAAUUUCUUCAACAACUGACAUGACAAAAGAAAUGAACAAGAAUCCUAUCAUUUUCAUUCAGAGAAAGAGUGGGCACAUUCAAAAGCUAAUUUUUAGAAAAUCAGAACAACGAUGGAUUAGAUCUAUCAAAAAGGGAAUUAUUAGAAUGUUUACUACUGAGACUAGAAAGACUUCUCGUUCACAAACAGAUGGUGUUGGAGGAAAGUAUGUUCAACAAUAUGAGAGAUCCAUUUACACCAACAAGGAAAACAAGAAAUCAAUCUUGUUCAUCUCGCAAGCAUUCAAUCAAGAUGACGUCAGCAAGUUAUCAUAUCACAAGAGAAAUCUGAAAUUUUCUGCUGUUCAUUUGGUGAGAGUGGACAUGCAAAACUCUAUCAUUAAGAACACUGGAAUUAAGUUUAAGUUAAGUUUUGACGAUGCAAGAAAUCAUCAUGCAUUUAGAGAAUUUGAAAAGUUGAGUUUGAAAGCCAAGAAAGACAGAGUCCCACCACAAUCCGGUGCUUCCCCAUACAUGGAAACUGUUUCUGUGGGAUCUGCCAUUUUGGACCAAGUGAUCGAUAAUAAGGCAAGCAAUGGGCAUAGAAUUUCUACAAUUUUCUUUAGAGAUGCAGUGAAGGAAUUGGAAAAGAAUGGGCGUCACAUAAAACUUGGUGCUGAGUUUGAAUUUGAAAAUACUUUCAUGGUAUUGAAGAAAGACAGAACGAGCACAAGAAAAUUGCAACAAAGGCACUUCAAUCCUCGUGAAAUGUUCAAACUGUUGAGAGCUCUCAAACGAGAUCCAAGUGGUUCAUCAGAUGUUUCGAAACUAAUAACAAGUAUUUCUCGACAAGUUAGAUUUCAUCCAAUUCGUGCAGCUACACUAUUAAUUCACGAGUUGUUUCAAUGCAUGAACGAGCUGGAAAAGGUUAACAAUGCACAACAUGCAUUCGAAAUUAAGAGAUAUAUGGAAGCCGUUCAAGGUAUUAUUUCCACUGUUCACAACUCCAAAAUUCAAGAUUCUCUCGUAGACAUUUCUUCACAACACCCAGAUUUGGCCUCCAAUUACGUUUACACUUCUAUUGUGAUUCCAAAACCAACAAGAAAGGUGUAUGAUUUUUUAAACAAGCUACAAAAAGAAGGUUAUGAUGCAACCUUACACAAGAAUGAUGAUAUUCGUGAAAAUGCUUAUAUGGCCUUUGCUGACUUGGCUUCACGUUUAACCGAUGACCAUUUGAAACAUCACAUUGUGGAAGAUAUUUUGACAAGAAUUGGUAACAGCAACACCGAAAAUGAUUUGAUCAAAUACUUUCAUGCUUUAAAUAAUGCAGGUUCGGCUGUUGACAUUGGUAUUUUGGAACACUUCUUCCUGCAUCCUAACAUUCCUGUACGAGUUAAAGUGUUAUUAAGCGACAAUAUUAAGAAGAGAGUCAAAGAUGAUCCGACACUCGAUAAGAUGAUUCACAACUUGAUCAAUAACAAUGUUGAAUUAGAGUCAGUGGUCAAGACUGCCAUAAUUAAUGCUCAAACUGAGAGGGAAAAAACUUUGAAAGUUGGUGCUAGUAUCCAAGAUUUUGUGAAAGCAUACUACCAAUGCAAUCAUGAAGACAUCAGGAGUGCCAUUCGACAUUAUCUUUAUACUGUUGGAACUAGACAAGCUGGAGAUGCAUUAGCCCGCUUAAUGGAUCUCAACAAUUUAUCUCGUCACACCUCAAAGCACUUGUAUUCUCAAUUUAGUUUAUCUUCAGACGACAUGGAACUAUUAACGCUCUAUGACAAUGAAUUCCUCUCAGAUAGCAUAUUCUUUGGUAAUUUCUUCCAACGUAUUGGAGAUGCUGUCAGAAACAUUGGAAAUGGAAUUAGAAACGUUGUUCAUCAUGUGGGUCAAGGUGUCUCACGUGUUGCCCAUGCUGUUGGAAGUGGAAUUAGAAAUGCUGCAAAUUGGGUCAAAGAUCGAGUGGAAGGAGCUGUAAAUGCUGUGAGGAGAGUUUUCGAUCAAAUCAAAUCUUACUUCCAAUCGGCCACUUGGAACAACCAACAAGCUUGUGUUCCUGCUAAUGAUAAUCCAACAGACCAAAUUUGUCUCUACAAUCCUACUAUCGUUUCAUUUGUUCAAAACCAAGGAGAUUUAUCAAGUAUUAAGGCUUCCAAACAUUAUGAGUUUGAAAAGUUAGUUGGAACUAAUUCCGUUCACAUGUAUAUGGGUCUUGCUGUUUACGCAGGCACCAGUUUUGAAUGUUCUCCAAAAGUUGACUCCACUACAGGUUUUGAAGUGGUAUUGUAUGGAAUGGCUGACUCUUAUGUGAAAUUCUUCUCCAACACAUGGAAUAUUAUUGCUGCCUCAGUGGAAUUGCAAAAACGAUAUGAAAAUCCAAUCAAAGAUAAGAUUUAUGUAAAGAUAUUCCAGACCACGUUCGUGGAUGGAACGUUUAUUCCUGACAAGGUUCGACAAGUGAUUGAUGCAUGUUUCUCUGAAACAAAACCAAUUUUAGAAAAGAGACUGCCUAAACUUGUAGAUCAUAGUUUUCUAGUUCAUGUUGGUCCUAUUCCCAUAUCAUUCUCAUUCAAUGUUGCAUUGAACUUUGGUAUUGUUUUGAGAUAUGGAGUUUGUGUUGGAAAACUUGAAGCAUCUGCAUCCAUUGAGCCAUACAUUUCGAUUUCAGUUCAAGCAGAUGGUGGAAUUGGUGUACCAGUGGCCAAAGCUUCAGUGUAUGUUCGUGCUGGUCUCUCCUAUCGUAUCAUUCCAAGAUUGGCAUUUGAAAAGUGUAAUUUAUGUGCAGCUUUGACACAUCGUUUAGAUGAUUGUGGGUAUGAUGCUGGUCUUUCUGCAUCGCUCAUGACUUGGUCCAAGGAUUUUAAACUCUUCUCGAAACAAGAUACACCCUAUAUCAAAACCUUAUUCGAGAAGUGUAUUGGAAGAGGAGAAUAUAGACCUUCACAAAAUGACUCUCCAGGUUCUUGGACUGUUGGAAGUAAUAAUUCGAGCAGCAACAAUGAUGGAAGCACAAGUGAAACCAAUCCAAACACCAAUAAUUGCAUCACAAAUGAUAUGGCAGCAGCAAGUGAUGGUUCUCAGUCGUUUGCAUUGAACGAGCGAGUGUGGAAUGAACAUUCUCCUCGAAUUCACAAUUAUAGACCAAUGUUUGGCAAGAACUCUUGGAAUAUUCCAUUCGAGAAAGCUCCUCCCAAGCCAAGUGUAGAGACGUUGAGAUCACCUCUUCUUCUUUCACCCUCCAUUCGAUUGAAGAGAAGUUUCCUUACAAGAGUGUUGACAUUCGAAAUUCUUCAAAAGGUUCCAAUCAAAUACCUUCGAAGAUUGCCUUCUAAAUUCUUUACCCUCACACGACAAGCCAUGAACAAAAUUCCAUACCCUAUUUUAACUCUUCCUUCUGAAACUAUUAUAGAGUUUUUGAAGAGACUUCCUCCAAGAUAUUAUCAUCGUGUCAAUGAUUUACCCAAACCUUCUGAUUAUACUGUAGUCUGGCCUAUGAGAGUAUUAAAAAAAAGAUUUCCAGAGUCUGUAUUGAAACAAGUGCCAACCAAAUAUUUGAGACACUUACAUGAAGAAAUUUUGAGAAUUAGAAAGCGAGUGUUGCAAAGAAUUCCCAUUCAGGUUUAUACAACAGGAGAAAAAGCCAUUGUGAAAUGGGUGUGUGAAAAUUAUCGACAAUUGUGUUUGAGAAUGUACAAGGAAAUGAAAUAA